GGGAAUUGACUCGAGGCUGAAUGAUGGACUUUAGUACUGGUGUUAACUGUAAAAUAUGUUAUGAGAGGAACAUAAAGUUCCCUCUGAAACAGACAGUAUCUGUGGAAUAAAGGUGGUUAAAGUGAUCUUUAGGUCUAGAAAGACUCUCCCACUGCUGCUGGGAUGAGUGACUCUCAGGAGAGAGAGGAGGCUGCAGGUCCCAGUGAGACACUCAGACCAGAGUCUGCAGCACAUGGCUUUAGGACCAUGAAGAAUGCUGAAGACACGGCUGAUCCUGGGUCACCAACACACUCUGGUGGAGGAUCAGAGACACACAGACCUCGAUCUCCAGUGCCCAGCUGUGUGUCCAUGAAUAGUGAUAUGUCCCUCCCUAAACGUCCAGACUUCAGCAGUGACCCACCACACUCUGAACCCAAAUCAGAGACACACAUACCUCCAUCUCCAGUGCCCAGCUGUGUGUCCAUGAAUAGUGAUAUGUCCCUCCCUAAAGGUCCAGACUUCAGCAGUGAGCCACCACACUCUGAAUCCGAAUCAGAGACACACAGACCUCCAUCUCCCAGCUGUGUGUCUGUGAAGAGUGAUAUGUCCCGGCCUAAACGUCCAGACUUCAGCAGUGAACCACCACACUCUGAAUCCAAAAAGCCGACAGUCAAUUUUAUAAAGGCAAUCUACAACACCAUGGGAAACUCCCAUCGAGCAUUUGCUAUGGUGAUGAUUUACAUGGCUUUAUUUUCAAGAGGACAAGUUGACAGUGAUGUGGAAGCUCUUAGGAUAAUGGACGAAGUUUGGAAGACAGAAAAGAAUUUGGGCAAAUUCAUUCAUUUAUGUCUGCAGGGUAACUCCCUGUGCAGUGAAGACUCCAUCCAACGAUACUUAAAUUUCUCUGGGGAUCCAGAUCCACCAUACAAUGGGAAGAGUAUUAUUGUUGAUGAUGAUGAUGAUUCCAUUCCAUGGUUUCACAAUUCAACUGAAGGAAAUGUGGACAGGAGGGAGGAUGCUAAAUUGGUUAGCAGUGAUGAAUUCACGGAACAAAACCACAAUGCCACUAGAAUUCCACCACAAGGACUUGGUCGACGGGAUGAUAACUCCAUGAAACAAAGCGACAAUACCACUAGAUGUCCAUCACAAGGAUAUAGACUUGGCAGCAGCAGGAAUGGUGGCAAUUAUUUUUUGCGGCAGAUAGCAGAGGAACGGAGACAGAGAGAGAAACAGCGACAGAAAGAGGAGAAAAGGAGACAGAUACAGCGACAGAAAGAGGAGAAACAGCAACAUGAAGAGGAGAAACUGCGGCAGAGAAAGAAGAAACUGCAGCAGAAAGAGGAGAAACAGCAGCAGAAACAGCAGCAACAUCAGCAGAAGCAGCAGCAGAGAGAGGAGAAACCGCAGCAGAAACAGCAGGAACAUCAGCAGAAGCAGCAGCAGAGAGAGGAGAAACCGCAGCAGAAACAGCAGCAACAUCAGCAGAAGCAGCAGCAGAGAGAGGAGAAACCGCAGCAGAAACAGCAGCAACAUCAGCAGAAGCAGCAGCAGAAAGAGGAGAAACAGCAGCAGAAAGGGAGGAAACUGAGAAAGGAUAUAUCUUGCACAAUGUUCUAACUGGUACACACUUAUUACUCUUUGAUACAGUGACAUAAACCCGUUAAAUGGUUGUAGCAGCACAGCUGUUACAUGUACACUGAAGACAAUGACCCCUUGACUGGAGCUAAGAAUGAUUUGUAUAUCAAAUCUUUCAUGACCAGAUUUACCCCAUCCAGCAGGUCUCAGGUCAGCCCUGUGCUUCUGAUGAAAAAUGUAGGCAAAUUGGCAAAGUUUUGUAAAGCACUCAGUAUUACAAUGUAACAACUAUGGGUCCGUUCGAAUCGGAAGGCAGCUGCCUACUGCCUCCCUCCCUAAAUAGAGAGCUCUCUAACUAGACAUGACUUUAGUUUAAACGCGUCGUUUAAAAAUGAGCGUAGCACUCUAGAAUCUUUGGUUAACACUACGGUAUGACGUUAGCAAAAGCCUGACGUUAAACUAAAUUAGCCUACGUAAGCUAGCAGGCUAACGGUAUAAAGUAGUUUCACUGACAGCUAAUAUCUCAGACCAGGCGUUAUUAGUGAGUACAACAAUGGUAUAACCAGGUAGUAAAUUGUUUAUUUUCAAUCUACUUUCCACAAAUCCAAGCUAAAUAACGUCACACAAAUGACAUUUCAACAGACUCAGCAGUCAUUUACCGAUAUCGGCAGCCAUGUUUGUUUUGUUUUCACCGAGAUUCAGACCUGGAUGCAAAGGAUUGUGGGUAGAAGGGAGCUUGUAGUGUACAUCGAUGCUGCCUUCAAAAAUGACCGUUAUUCGGGAAUUCUAAGAUAUCUUAGAAGGCAGCGAAAAUCGUUUUAUCGGUUUCGAACGGCCUUCGCUGCCUUGCUCUCUAGUUAGAUAUCUUAGAAGGCAGCAGUUUUACCCGAUUCGAAUGGAGCCUAUAUGUAGGUACCCACAAAUACAUAAUGCAAGUACAAUGGUAGUACCUGAUAGUACGUGUUGUUACACAGGUUGUACCACUGCACCUAAUUAGGUAGGUACACUGUAACAGCGACACCCCAAGCUAAAGUGUUACCCUUUAUGGUAAUGUGUCACUGUUACAGUGUACCUCAUGAUAGAUUUGAUAUACAAAUCAUUCUUAGCUCCAGUUAAGGCCUUUUGUCUUCUGUGUACAUGUAACAGCUGUGCUGCUACAACCUUGUUAAAGGUUUAUCCCACUGUAUUGUAGAAGGUGGUCGAAAGUGAAACCGUGGAAAAGUAUGAUUGUACCCAUAAGGUUUGCUAGAAGGUUUGCUAUAAUUGUGCAAAUGCAGCAAUGAUAGAUAAACUUAUAUGAAAAGAAUAUUUACUCAGAUUUUUAAAGUGUGAUUUUUAGGGCUGUCAAUCGAUUAAAAAUUGUAAUCUAAUUAAUUACAUACUCUGUGAUUAAUUAAUCUAAAUUAAUCGCAUAUAAAAUGUAAUCGCAAAAUCGCAAUGUCAAAACUAUUUCUUUGCAGUAAUGUGAUACUUCAGAGUUGACAAACUCCGGUGAUAUGCAAAUUCUGUGCUGCAGACAUUGCAGAGGACUUUGUUUUAAUCAACACUUUCUUUUUAACAUCGUCAGGCUGGUUUUUUUUCAGUAAAUGUUCCAAUCAAUGAUCCAGGCAGCACAUUCUCGUCUCCCCAUUUUACAGUCUAAUGGUUACUGACUAGAAUGGCUCUAGGUCAAAGGUCAUCGAUUAAUCUGUGUUAAUUUUUUUAAUCAGUUAUUUUGUCUCAAAUUAAUUAAUCUAAAUUAAUCAGUUAUUUUGACAGCCCUAGUGAUUUUGCUUAAAUAAUAAUGUAGCUUUACUUACAAUAAGAAGUGUGAUUUUGCAGUGGGAUUAAAAAACGGUAUUUAUUACUUAAACUUUAAAGAAUAACUGUUUCAACUUAAAAUGUAUUUUUCUUUGAAUUUGAUAGAAUGUUUAAUCAAAAGAUUUAAGUGUUUUAAUUCAGCUUGUUUAGUAUGUCAUGUUUAAGAUAAACCUGUCUGGACAAUUUUCUCAACAAGCAUGUACACUAUUGUGUAGAACAUUUGUCUACAUGCGUUAUUUCAUUCCACCCUCAAACCAUAUAAACAUAUAAUAAAAAGGCACUCACGUUGAGAUCUUUUCAACACGCGACCUGUACU
Molecule: messenger RNA, 3670 nt
Organism: Sardina pilchardus (European sardine)
Lineage: Eukaryota; Metazoa; Chordata; Actinopteri; Clupeiformes; Clupeidae
Product: activating signal cointegrator 1 complex subunit 2 homolog
Exons: 13
Coding region: 163-1596 (477 amino acids)
Biological process (GO): positive regulation of transcription by RNA polymerase II
Cellular component (GO): mediator complex
Molecular function (GO): transcription coactivator activity; transcription factor binding
Source: RefSeq, a predicted model, not a curated record